This is a messenger RNA of Pecten maximus, 3413 nucleotides long. Its product is annotated as WD repeat-containing protein 75-like. The coding region runs from base 23 to 2533 and encodes 836 amino acids. Lineage: Eukaryota; Metazoa; Mollusca; Bivalvia; Pectinida; Pectinidae. Gene Ontology annotation, molecular function: RNA binding; protein binding. Gene Ontology annotation, cellular component: nucleolus. Gene Ontology annotation, biological process: positive regulation of transcription by RNA polymerase I; positive regulation of rRNA processing. The transcript is spliced from 19 exons. The record is from RefSeq and is a predicted model, not a curated record.
UGUUGUGACGUCAUUUUCCAAGAUGUCUGCGUCCACGGAAAACGUGGACGAGAAGAAAAUUGUUGCUUCAGUGCGUGCCGGAGCUAAUCUGGUCCAUUCAAAGCCUUUGUUUUCACACGAUUCAAAGUUCCUGUUCUGUUGCGCUGAGACGUUAGUGAAAGUUUACAGUACCGUUAGUGGGGAAUGUGUACAUGAUCUAAAAGGACAUACACAUUUAACUACAGGACUCGUCAUCAACUCUCUCAACAAACUUCAGUUAUUGUCCAGCUCACUGGAUCAGACGGUGAUUUUUUGGGACUAUGCUGAUUGUGUGCUACUGAAGAAGAUAAGAUUGCAGGGUCCGCUUCAUGGAAUCUGGAUACGACCCGGUGACCAGGACCAAGUACAAGUCCUGCUGCAAUGUGGAAAAUCAUAUGACUUGGUCCACUGUGAUUUGUUGACUGCUAGUAAGGGGGAAUCCGUCACAACUGUCACAGACAUUCCUCGGAUAUCCAGUGAUCCACGGUGCUCAGCCAUUGGCUGUAAGGGAAAAUUCACCGCUGCAGUUAAGGGAUGUAUGUUAUAUAUCAAAUCGACGUCAAAGUCGUCGAAGAUAAAAAAGUUUUCCUUCCCCGACCUCACUUGUGUCGCCUGUCACCCCGUCGAUUUCUGUAUCGCCACAGGGACCAGCACUGGCAAGAUACUACUAUGGUGGAGUUUCCUUGGUGACCAGAGCCAUGUUGUGAAGACAACACUUCACUGGCACGCCCUUCCUGUACUAGACUUGACCUUCACAACAGAAGGUUCGUACCUCCUCAGUGGUGGACACGAGUGUGUGUUGGUCAAAUGGCAGUACAACUCAGAAUACCGGGAUUUCCGACCGCGUCUCGGGGCACCGCUGUGCCAUGUGGCCAUCUCCCCAGACAACCUUUUAUAUGCCACCAGUCACCGUGACAACGUGAUACACCUGCUGACGAGUAACCUCUCUGUGGCCCAGGUGUUUCAGGGACUCACCAAAACUAUGUCGCACAAAAAGAAACACUGUUGUCCAGCUGGACUGAACUUUGACCCCAGGUCCAAGGCUCUAGUACUCAAUGGCAAACCAGGUCAUCUGCAGUUCUACUCUGUCCAUAGUGACAAACAGUUAUACAAUUUGGAUAUUGUUUGUCAGAAUUAUAUCUCCCCGGAGAACAUGAAAUGUCCUUUAGAUGUGACAGAAGUUGUUCAGGCAGAAUUCAACAGUACUGGCAGCUGGCUUGCUACUGUUGAGUACUGGAACAAUAGGGUUAUGACACCAGAGAUGCGACUAAAAUUUUGGCAGUACAACACCGAAACACAAAGGUAUACUUUAAACACAACAGUUGAAGUUCCACACGAUAAAAUUAUCACCUGUUUACGAUUUCGCCCUGACGACUUCAGUAGCAACAAUGAAGAUCCAAUGGUGGUCACAACUAGUUUGGACGGCAAGUUCAAAAUCUGGUCCAACAUGGACGAUACAAAUAUUUAUAGGGCCAACACUAAAUGGAGCUGUGAGUCCGUAGGAUUUUACCACGACAAACCUGCUGGUGUUUGUUCUUUCACUGCUGACGGAUCUCUGCUGGGGGUUGCAUUCGGCACCAGCGUCACCCUGUGGGACCCAGACAACAACGUACUGAGAGAAACAUUGAGCAGUCAACAGGGAAAAAUAGAGUUUAUGGAGUUUGGGAAGAAGUCCUGCAGUCACUAUCUGGUCACGACUACAAGGUUUAACAUUACAGUGUGGGACCUCAUCACAUGUGCAGUUGUAUGGACUGCCAGGAUUAAGGCCACACACUUAAUAUCUGAUCCCCUGAGUGAUGUUAUGGCUGUGUUUGGAGAAAAUGAGAGUCUGUAUGUGUUCAAACCAUGUGAUCCUGCCUACCUUUAUUCCCGCAAAAAUCUUGGCAAAGGUGUAGAAGGGGGAGUUUUCAUUCCUCAGCAAAAGAAAAGUUCUGUUGACAAGGGGGGACAACUCUCUUGGCAGUCUGAAUCCCAGUUGUACUGGAUAACCAGCAAACAGGACCUGAUGACUCUGACGCCAAAGGCAGAUGAAGAAACACCGACAAAACCAAUACCUUUGAAAACCAAACUUCCACAAACCCCGUUCAGUGUCCUGCUGACCACCGAACGAAAGAGAGGAUUUGAACUGUCGGAGUACAAAGACUUGGACAGCAAAGUAUACACAACAGCCGCACAAUUCACAGCACAGUUGCUGGAGACUGCAUCCCAUGUACAGGCACCUGUAACAAGUCUGUGUAACACAUUUAUAAACUCCCUACUCAUCCAAGACAAAUCACACAGCACUCUUCAAGAUGGAAAAGAUGAUGACGACGACAAUACUGCAGAUGUGGAAGAAAAACCAACAAAUUCAGAUUCCGACUCGGACAUGGAUGUAGACCAGAAAGAGGAAUCUGUGUCUAAAAACAUUCAAACGCCAAAACAGAAAGUAGUCAGACGGAAAACAGACAUUGUGAACAAAGAGAAAUUAUGUGAAAUACCAAACUUAGACUGGUAUUCAGCUAGUCUUAAAACCUGAUUUAUAUAAUAAACUUUAUAUGUCUACGUGUGUAUUAGUUUUAGUUAUUGUUAAUAAUGAAGUUUGCUAAAGAGGAAGAUUAUUUUGAUCAUAAGAAACACGAGUGUGGAUGAGAAGAGUCGUCUUUUGAUAACCUCAGCUCUGUCAGAUCAAACUUAUCUGUUCCACUGCUUUCUCCUGAGCUAUCCAAUAUACAUGAUUUUUAAGAUAAAGACAACAGCUGACAAAAAUAAAUUAAAUAAAGUUCAAAUUUAUAUUACCGUAUUUAUCCUCAAACAACCCCCUCCCCUAGUGUAAAAGAUAAAUACCGUAUUUAUCCUGAAAAAAUAUCCCCUUCCCUAGUAUAAAAUUUAAUACCAUAUUUAUCCUCAAAUAAGUAUCCUUCUCAAGUAUAAAAUUUAUUACCAUAUUCUCAUAUUCAUAUAUCUUCAAAUAAGCCCCAUCCCCUGGUUUAAAAGUUUUGUACAGUAUUUAUCAACAAAUAAGUCAAUAGGGUAGAAAUCAGUUUUUGGAGAACUUAUUUGUGACCCACUUUUAGAUUACUAUUUUAAAAUUGAUGAUUCUGAAAAAAAUGAAAAUGGGGUGCUAGAUAAAUCUGGGUGAUUUUUGUGUGCAGUGGCUUAUUUUGUUGAUAAAUCUGAUGUAACUAAUAGAAAACAUAUUACAAUGUCCCAUUUGUACCCAAUUUCCAUAUUCAUCUUAUUCACAUUAAAGCUUGUGUAAUUUUUGGGUCAUUCAAUGUAAAGCGAGAAUGUAAGAAUGUUUAGAAGUGUUUGCCCACUGACUACUACAUGUUUACACGGUUGUGUCGUGUGAAAGUUAAUACCUGCCAACUAGUUCUUACUGGGGCAACCUGCAAAAAAAAAAAAAAAAGAAAAAA